Molecule: messenger RNA, 1434 nt
Organism: Caenorhabditis bovis
Lineage: Eukaryota; Metazoa; Nematoda; Chromadorea; Rhabditida; Rhabditidae
Source: the annotation of a GenBank genome assembly
AUGUGGUUCGACAUCAAUCGGUUUCAUAUGCUGGUGCUCAUCACCUGGCAAUUUUCGAUUUUUUUCGCCUCGCAGCAAAUUUUUCCGAUUUUCUCCAAUUAUUUGCCACAAUUUCAAUGCGGUGAUGGCGAGCCAACUUCGGAUUGCGACGUCUACAGAUCAUGCAAAUCGAAUAUCACUUUCGUGAAUGUCGCAUUCCAAUCAGCCGCAAUGGAAUUCAACUGGAUUUGCGACGAUUUGUACUAUCAGACAUUCUUCUCGCAAACUCAAUUCGCCGGCGUUCUUUGCGGCACCUUCUCAUUCGGCGCCGUGUCCGAUAUUGUCGGCCGGAAACCAGUCGCCGUGUUCGCAUUGGGUCUCGGAAUCUUCACAAAUUUCGUUACGGGUUUAGCACCAAACUAUCAUAUACUUUAUGUGAUUCGAUUCUUCGUUGGCCUUUCGGUCGGUGGAACUCUUGUCGUCGUGUGCACAUUCGUCAUGGAAAUGCUGCUUCCGAAGCAGCGCAUGGCACUUCGAGCAUUCUUCAACUGGGGAGUCGCCCGACUCAUGAUGACUCUCAUCGCGAUGGCGCUGCCUGAAUGGAGGAUGUCGUCGAUCGCGUGUGCGUUGGCAGCUCUGCCAGCACUGUUGAUCAUUAUUCUGGUGUUUCCCGAGUCUCCGACAUGGCUUCACAACAAGGGAAGGCUCGAAGAGAUGAAGAAGAGCGAGAAGCACAUUGCAAAAGUCGCGGGAGUUCCAUAUCAGCCAAUUCAACACGAGAAGAUUGAGCACACCAAGACAAUUUUCGAAAUGCUUCGAACAAAAGGACUCUUCAAAAGAUUAUUGGUCCUUUGGUGCAUGUGGUUCUGUGCUUCGAUUUGCGGAUACGCCACUGAUCUUUAUUCGAACACCAUCAGCGGAGACUUGUUCGUCAAUCAGAUUCUCUUCUCGAUUCUGAUUGCCGUUUCGAAAAUGAUUCUCGUGCUCUGCGACACCUACUUCCCGGAAUUCAAGCGUCGCACACUUCAUCAAGGUGCUCAAGCGAUCGUGUGCAUCUGUUUCCUCGCCAUCACCGUCAUGAAAUACUACGACUACACCGGUGUCGCAUUUCUCAUCAUCAAUCUGAUGGGCACCGUAUUCAUCGAAUACACAUGGGAUGCUUGCUAUUUGUGCGCAGUCGAGAGCAUGGAGACGGCGUGUCGCGCGAGUGCCACCGGCACCUGCUCAUUGGUAGCGCGCAUUGGAGCGAUUAUCGCGCCAUUCCUGAGCUUGGCCAACCAAUGGUGGCCGCCAUUCAUCUACGCAACCGUCGUCGCCCUCGGCACCAUCAAUCUAAUCGUUUCCUAUUUCUUCCUGGUGGAAACCAAGAAUGUCAAUCUUGACGCUGUUCACAUCGACGCGACCGAAGACGAAUCAUCUCCAAUGAUGACCGAAAAGGAAAGGAAUGAAGCUUAA